CGGGGGGACGCCGGGCUGGACCGGGCGGGGCGGUCACGUGCGCCCGAGGGGGCGAGGCCCCUAGCUGGCCCGGCAGCGAACAGAAUCCAGCGAAGUGGCUGCGCAAGGAGCGAACUUCUGCCAGGACGGAGGGGCUCAAAGCGGCCAGACGCCCUGGGACGACUCCAGGAACCGACGGCCAGGACCAGGCUGAGGCGUCUGCCUUGGCUUGGGGACAGCGGUCGGCGACAGAGGACGCCAAGGAAACGUGGGAGUAGGAUCUCGGGGGUGAGCGCAGGGAGGCCCGCUCGCGGCUUUUCCGCAGGCUGGGGUCUCGGUCUAUUCGUGGACGGACCGGGGCAAAUGCCUCGUCAGCUCUAGGGGACCAGCCGAGGCCAUCGUCCCUUAAGACCGCCGGUGUCCUCGGCACCUGUCGAGGGUUCCAGGAGAGGCUGUGGUCAUGGUGAAUGAAGAUCCCAACCAACAGGAGAGCGAUGGCACCCCUGCGCAGGAGUCCGCAGUCCGGUCCGACCCCAGCGUCUCGAUCCACCCCAGCGUCUCGAUCCACCCCAGCGUCUCUGCGUACCCCAGCAGUUCGGCCCACCCCAGUACCUCAGCCCAACCAGGUGUCUUGGCCCAUCCCAGUAGCUCCUGCCCCGAGGACCUUAGCGUGAUCAAGGUGAGCAAGCGCCGGUGGGCCGUGGUCCUGGUGUUCAGCUGCUACUCCAUGUGCAACGCUUUCCAGUGGAUCCAGUACGGCUCCAUCAAUAACAUCUUCAUGAACUUCUACGGGGUCAGUGCCUUUGCCAUCGACUGGCUGUCCAUGUGUUACAUGCUGACCUACAUCCCUCUUCUCCUGCCAGUGGCCUGGCUGCUGGAGAAGUUCGGCCUCCGCACCAUCGCCCUCACCGGCUCGGUUCUGAACUGCCUCGGUGCCUGGGUGAAAUUGGGCAGCCUGAAGCCCCAUCUCUUCCCAGUCACCGUGCUGGGCCAGGUCAUCUGCUCUGUGGCCCAGGUCUUCAUCCUGGGCAUGCCCUCCCGCAUCGCUUCCGUCUGGUUCGGGGCUAAUGAGGUUUCAACAGCCUGCUCCAUAGCUGUCUUUGGCAAUCAGCUUGGAAUUGCGAUUGGGUUCUUGGUCCCUCCUAUUUUGGUACCCAACAUCCAAGACCGGGACAAGCUUGCCUACCACAUCAGCAUCAUGUUCUACAUAAUAGGAGGUGUAGCCACUCUGCUUUUCAUCCUGGUCAUCAUUGUAUUCAAGGAGAAGCCUAAACAUCCCCCCAGCAGAGCACAGUCCCUGAGCUAUGCCUUGGCGUCCCCUGAUGCUUCAUACUUAAAUUCCAUCGUCCGGCUCUUCAAAAACCUCAACUUUGUGCUGCUUGUCAUCACCUAUGGUCUUGCUUCCCCACGGCCUCCGUUAUGUCUUGUCAGCAGAGGUGUAACAACUGCCAUGUUGAAAAGAAUCAUUGAAAAGUCACCUCCUCUAGAGAAUGUCCUCAAAGGCAGUACUUUCCCAUGUCAUCCCGCAGCCUUGCCUCCAGCUGUGCUUCUGAAUUGUCUUCCAGUGUUGGUCAUCGGGAGUCCUGAGGACACCUUUCCUUGGGGCUCUCAAGGUCUGAAUGCUGGUGCUUUUUAUGCCCUGUCCACUCUGCUGAAUCGCAUGGUGAUCUUGCAUUACCCGGGGGAAGAAGUGAACGCUGGAAGAAUCGGCCUGACCAUCGUCAUAGCUGGAAUGCUCGGGGCUGUGAUCUCAGGCAUCUGGCUGGAUAAGACCAAAACCUACAAGGAGACAACCCUGGUGGUCUAUAUCAUGACUCUGGUGGGCAUGGUGGUGUACACAUUGACCUUGAACCUGGGACACCUGUGGGUAGUGUUCAUCACCGCUGGCACAAUGGGCUUCUUUAUGACUGGCUAUCUCCCUCUGGGAUUUGAAUUUGCUGUGGAGCUGACAUACCCAGAAUCAGAAGGCAUGUCGUCUGGCCUCCUUAAUGUGUCUGCCCAGGUAUUCGGGAUCAUCUUCACCAUCUCCCAGGGCCAGAUUAUCGACAACUUUGGGGCCAUGCCCGGAAACAUCUUUCUGUGUGUGUUCCUCACCCUUGGAGUAGUCCUCACUGCAUUCAUUAAGGCAGAUCUCCGGAGGCAGAAAGCAAACAAGGAAACUCCUGACAAUAAGCUCCAAGAGGAGGAAGAGGAGGAGGAGAGCCAUACCAGCAAAGCCCCCUCGGCCCUCUCUGAGGAGCAUUUCUGAGAGAGGAAGGUGGCGGCGACUCAGGGAACACGAACACCCCCCACCUUCUGUCAGCUCAGCUCACUGCCAGCACAGAAGUCUUCACUGGAGCAGCUUUUGGAGGGAAGCGGCUGGAAUGCUUGUGGCCUGGAUGGCAGGGCCUGUGCCUCCUGGAGCCCACGCAAGAGCUCCUGUGGUCUAGUCGGGGAAAAUGGCACCCUUCACCAAGUCCAGGUUCGACCCCGCCCCUCCCGCUUUGGGUCAGGGGAGCUGGUGUCGGGAGAGGCUGGUGCAGGACCUGGGGGCCGGCCCUGGCCUGGGGUUUGCCUUCCCUCUUCCUCUCCUCCCUUAUGGAGAAGGCCUGUAAAACGAUCACAGGAUGAGAGCUCAUUCAGGAUGUUAACUUGUUCUAGUGUCUUAAGACCCUUCGAAGCCCAGUUCUCGGGAGCGGCUGCUCUCUGGAUGAGGGUCAUCCGUGGGGCCUCACUGACUGCUGAGUUCUCUGGGAGAGACAGCGCCAUCAGAACCACCUUCAUCGGAGAAAACCCCUCGGCACUCUGGGCCUCGAUUCUCACGGCCUGACCUUGGGGUCUGUCUCCAAACCCUCUUUCCUGAGAGCUAUCAAACCAACAUCAAUAAAUUUGAGAAAAGCUUUGUUGUGACCACGAAGGAGAAAGCGGUUUGGCCAACUUUACCGCCCAGGUGUGUGAGGCUGCUGGGCACCUUCUGAGCAUCUGUGAAGGCCCGGAUUUAGGAACUCUGGUACUCGAUUUGGGGACGGGAAGGUUCUUUCCAAAGAGAAGUCCUUGCCCAGGGACUUCUGUGUGUGCCAUAGUGACCUCUGACGCCUUCAUCUGGACACUGCCUUGAGAAACUUGGUCAUUGGCCUAAGUGCUUGUGUUCUCUGGAGGGAGGGAAAUCCCAGCCGACUGCCUGUAACCUUGCUGAAAAGUAAUCUUGAUUCAUUCCAGCCUUAAUACCCAAUGCUGCUUCUGAGAUGAGAGGAAAGGGCAGAAGGAAGGAGGCCCUUGAUGUGGGAAUUGUCUGCCUGAAUUAAGCAUAUCUCACCUCUGGUGGGGACAGUAUCUGGACCCACCCCCUUCGAGCAACACUCUUUAUCAGAUGUUCUCAAUUUAAAGGGAUUCCCUUGGAACCAUCUCAAGCUGACCUCCUCUUCUGCCUACCUUGCUGUCUGGCUCUACUCAUGGGCUUGGGUCGCCUUUCCUGAAAAUAAGACAUUUUGCAUUUCUCCUGUGCAUUGCGCAGCUGUGAUCUUGACCACCGUGCUGAUCUGCUGUGGCCACGGCCCUGGCCGCAGCAUGUCGGGGCAGCCUGCGCUGGCUGCAGUGCUGGGCUGCUUAGGCCGCUGCCUGAGGUGAGCCUGGCGUGUGUGUACAGACUCUCUGUUGGAAUAAAAGUUCACUUCUGAUGGGGGGAGUGAGUUAGGGGUGGAAGGGAGGUGGAGAGAAGGUGGACCUUACUUUGCGACAAGGAGAAAGGUCUUUCCUCUUCAGCCCUUAAAAUGUGGUAACCAAAUGUUUACUGAAUCCAUUGCUUUAUUAUAAACAGUUUGUAUUUUCUAUUCGUAAUACCAGAUGUUUUAGGGCAAUAAAAGAUUCUUCACGUGG
This is a messenger RNA of Equus caballus (horse), 3834 nucleotides long. It is a transcript of the gene FLVCR2, whose product is annotated as FLVCR choline and putative heme transporter 2. Gene Ontology annotation, cellular component: membrane. Gene Ontology annotation, biological process: heme export; transmembrane transport. Lineage: Eukaryota; Metazoa; Chordata; Mammalia; Perissodactyla; Equidae. Gene Ontology annotation, molecular function: heme transmembrane transporter activity; heme binding. The record is from RefSeq and is a predicted model, not a curated record.